Messenger RNA from Scatophagus argus, 1832 nucleotides. It is a transcript of the gene sugct, whose product is annotated as succinyl-CoA:glutarate-CoA transferase. The transcript has 13 exons. The record is from RefSeq and is a predicted model, not a curated record. Lineage: Eukaryota; Metazoa; Chordata; Actinopteri; Scatophagidae. Gene Ontology annotation, molecular function: catalytic activity. Bases 101 to 1363 code for a protein of 420 amino acids.
AGGUCAAGGUCUUCUGUAUAAGAUGACCAAGUCCCAAGUUACUACAUUGUGGUAGUGCUACUUUUACUUCAGGAAAGACUAAGGAUACGUCCGAGUUUUGAUGAUUAAAGUACUGUCUGAGCAGCGAAAUCAGUCUUCAUCAGGGGUUUGUCAUGAAAUAAUAUGGCCUUAUUUUGAAAGCGCCGUCCGGAAGUGUGGUAGCGCUAAGCGCAGCUUGUCGCGAUCAAUUGCGAACAUGUCGGCUUCUUUCGGACCCAUGAGAAGCCGUUUCUGGACUCUCUGUCCGGUCCGUUUGGCUGCAGGGCUGCAGAGGACUCAGCCGGUCCGGGUUCGGGUCGGAGGCCGGCUGCUGUCACACACACCGACAGGUGAAGACCGUCGGCCGCUGGAGGGCGUCAGAGUCUUGGACCUGACCAGAGUUCUGGCGGGUCCCUUUGCCACCAUGAUCCUGGGAGAUCUGGGAGCUGAGGUGAUCAAAGUGGAGAGACCAGGUGCGGGUGACGACACCAGAGCCUGGGGUCCGCCGUUCGUCGCUGCCGAGAGCGCGUAUUUCCUCAGCGUCAACCGAAACAAGAAGAGCAUUUGUGUUGACCUGAAACACCCCAGAGGAGCAGACGUCAUCCAGCAGCUUGCAGGAGUGUGUGACGUGUUGGUAGAAAAUUACCUUCCAGGGAAACUUGAGCAGAUGAGUUUGGGAUACAAGCAGCUGAGCAGAGUGAACCCACAACUCAUCUACUGCUCCAUCUCAGGUUAUGGACAGACUGGUCCUCAGUCUCAGAGUCCAGGCUACGACUCCAUCGCCUCCGCUGUCUCAGGGAUGAUGCACAUCACCGGGCCAGAGGACGGCGAGCCAGUGCGUCCAGGCGUCGCCAUGACAGACCUGGCAACGGGGCUGUACGCACACGGAGCCAUCAUGGCCGCCCUGCUGCAGCGACACAAGACGGGGAGGGGAGUCCAUAUUGACUGCAACCUGCUGUCAUCACAGGUUUCCUGUCUCAGCCAUAUUGCUACUAACUACCUGAAUGCGGGGAAGGAGGCAAGACGCUGGGGGACGGCCCACGAGAGCAUCGUACCUUAUCAGGGCUUCAAAACCAAAGAUGGACACAUUGUGGUGGCUGCAGGCAACGACAAACAGUUUGUCAAAGUCUGUCAGGUUCUGCAGCUGAUGGAGCUCGCAGACGAACCAAAAUACAAAACCAACAAGCUAAGAGUCCAGAACCGCAAACAGCUGCUACACACACUGUCACAGAGGUUUCUGCAGGAGAGGACGGCUGAUUGGCUGAGGAGGUUUGAGGGCUCAGGUGUUCCUGUCGGACCAAUCAACAGCAUCCAGGAAGUCUUCUCUGAUCCACAAGGUUUUUAGAUGGUUUGGAAGAUCCACAACCAGCCUCUUCUCUGCUCUGAAACACGUUUCUGUACCGGAUAAAUCAUCACGAUGAAUCGCUCUGUCAUCACAGGGAGUGCUGAGUCAGCAGGGAGAGCCUCUUACAAAAGACAUUUUUUUUGUAAUGGAGCCAUCAACGAGUGUCAAAGAAUGAAUCCUAUUGGCAAAAGAUGUGUAGGUAAACGCUGUGGGCCUUUUCUUUGAAUCGCUCACAACUUCCUUUUAAAAACUGCUUUACAAAUAAACCUUUGCUGAAUUUUGCAGGAUGUUAUCAGUCUGUUCCCGGGUGGAACAUCCGUCACUUGGGGGAUGGAAAUCACAGAUGACGACCCAAAGCUAAACAACUGCUGCUUAGAAGGCAAAAUGUGAUCCAAAUAAGGAAGAACACUGAGGGGUAGUUAUGGUUUUAGAACUUAGAGGCUUUAAAUAAGGCAGCGGUUUGGAUUUG